CUAGUGUUUAAGAGGUCUAGCAACUUUUUAAUGAGUACUGAACUGAACGUCCCUCAGAGGUGUGUCUUCUGUCCCGGGUGUGUAUCUCUUACCUGGGAAAUGGCCACAGUGCACGUUUAAAUCUCAUCUGAGAUGCAUGAUUGUACCCUAAAUGGACAAAAAGUAAACUAAGCUCAAGCUGUCCUGUUGCAUGAAGAUUCGUUAUUUAUUUUUAUUUAUUUAUUUAUUUAUUUUUUAGGCUUUAACUUAGUUGUAUGGCUGGAUUUGAAGGCCUGGUGUCACGCAGCCUGUUGUGAACCGGGUGUUUUUGUGCAGCUUUGUUCUCUUCACUGUCUCCUGAUUCCGCAAAACAAAGCGUCUUUUCUGCGCGCUGUCCAAUGAGCGCUGCGCUCCGGAGCGCACAGGCGGAGGAGGAUCUCCACUCUGCUCCAACAGCUCAGCUCUGCGCAGCUCCACACUGAUCAGCUCCACCAGCUCCACACUGAUCAGCUCCACCAGCUCCACUCAGCUCGCUGCGUUUCACAGCUCUGCGGCGGAAUGUGAGGGGGAAGAGAUGAUCCUCCACUCCACUGGAGCUUUCUGCUUUCCCCUCAUGGAGCUUUAAUCCCAGCUGGAGCUCAACACACUGAACACAUUUCACUUCAUAGAGAGACAGGAAUCAGCCCUGGAUUCCAGGCUGGCGGCUGCGUCCCUGCACCCGAGACGCGCUCAUGAGCUCAUAGACCAAAUCAAGUGCAAAGUGUUUCCUGUGUGGGCGGGGCCUGGCAGGGGCCGAGGCUGGUCCUGGCCUCUCUGUAUAAAAUGGGAGGCCGGUGAAGGGCUUCAGUCCUGGGGUUUGGACUCUCGGGUCUGGUGCAUGCUGUGCCACGGAGGCCGAGAGAAGCUCGAGCAGGCCUGUCAGAGAGGCAGGGGGGCGCUGCAACUACCAAAAGCCAUGCUCCAACUCAGACUCCCUCGCCUCUUCAACAUCCACCAAGUCCCAAAGGUGUUUUGGGAGGACGGCAUCAUAUCCGGUUACCGACAUCCUCAAAGCUCCGCCCUGGACUGCAUCCUCAGCAGCUUUCAGAUGACCAAUGAGACGGUGAAUAUCUGGACCCACUUCCUGCCAACAUGGUACUUCCUGUGGCGCUUCUGUGUGCUCUGUUCCACGGUGAACUUCCUGUCCGAGAGCUACACAUGGCCGCUGCUGGUGUACAUGCUGCUGAUCUGUGUGUAUCCGUUCACAUCCAGCUGUGCUCAUACCUUCAGCACAAUGUCACCCGAAGCCCGACACAUCUGCUACUUCUUCGACUAUGGAGCGCUCAGCCUUUACAGCCUAGGUUGUGCAAUCGCAUACGGGUCCUACGUGAUGCCUGAUUGUUGGGUGAACGGUCGGCUCCAUCACCACUUCGUACCCAUCGCCAUCGCGAACACCAUCUUCUGCACCAGCACGUCCUGCUACUCCAGGUUUUUAGAGUUGCAGUUCCCACACAGGAGUAAAAUCUUGCGGACCGGAGCGUUCGUUAUUCCCUUCAUGUUCGAUAACAUCCCGCUUUUCUACAGACUCUUGCUGUGUUUCGGUGGAAGCUGCACUUACGCAGACGCUCUGUCCAGUCACUGCUAUCACCUGCUGUUUGCUUUCCUCACCUGCUUCCUGUUCGCUUCUCACCUGCCCGAGAGACUCGCGCCGGGACGCUUCGACUACAUCGGCCACAGUCACCAGCUGUUCCACAUCUGCGCUGUGAUCGGCACACACUUCCAGAUGGAGGCCGUUCUGGCGGAUAUGACGUCACGCCGGAGCUGGCUCACCGCUCACUCAGCCGCUCCGUCCUUCCUGGGAACGCUGGGAGCGCUGGUGCUCGGCAUCCUGCUCAACCUGGGCAUCAUCGUCCUGUUCAGCGCCAGUCUGCUGCGUGCUCCAAACCUCAGCUCCGAGAAAGGAGUCACUACAAACCGCACGCUGCAGCCCAGCACCGCCGCGAAAGACGAGUAAAACUCUCAAGCACUUCAGAAAAAUAAACUCUAAACAUGGCCCAGGGACUUCUUUAAAAAUAGAGAUGCACCGAAAUUUCAUUUCAUUUCAAAUAAUUCUGCCAAAAAUUAAGCUUUUUUUGAUAUGAAAAGAUAACAGUGCUAAAAAGAUUAAAAAAAAAAACUCCAGAAAUUUUUAUUUUAAUUAUUUAAGAUUAAUUUUUAAAUCAUCUGAUGUAUAAACUCAAAAGGAAUAACAGAUUUUUGUGUCUGAGAAGGUAACAAUGCCAAAAAAAUGAGAAAAAGUUCUUUUAAUUAUUUAAGAUUAAUUUCAAUGAUAAAAUCAUCAAAAUAAUCAGUUACCAAUUUUAUAAUAUAAAAUUAUCAAAAUCAAAGUCACAAUAAUCAAAUUCUUUUGUUGUCUAAAAAGUUAAAAAAAAAAAAGAACAAAAAUAUUGAAAAAAAUGUUUCAGUCAAAUGCAUAAAAAUGUGAAUGACUUUUCGCACAACUGAAAUUGCUUCAAAAAUAAAAAAAAAAAUAUGAUUUAAGAUAAAUUGUAAAAUCUUUGCUACAUUCUUGCACUAGUAAGUUGUUCAGUGUUGCGAAAUGUGGAGGAGUCUUCCAUGAUUGGUUCAUUUUUAAUCACCUUUAAGCCAAAAAAAAAAAAAAAAAAAAGAUUUUUGUAAUUUUUGGCACAAACCCGUGAAUAGCGCACACACGUAUACGUUUUAUACUAACUGCAGGUUCUACGUAUGUUACUGUUUCGUGUGUGUUUGCGUUUUGGGGGUGAGUGGGGUUUGGCUUGUGAAUGCUACAGAAUCCGAAAGUGUUUAAAAAAAGCAUUUUCUUAUAGAUUUAUAUUCAGAAUUAACAGCACUUCUUAAAAGCGUGACUGUUGGCUCCAUGAGCCACUUGUGUGUUUGUUUUUUCAGUAAUUGUUUACAUUUUAAAAAAAUUAUAAAAAUUUAUAUAUAUUUAAAACUCAAAAGAUGAAAAAGAUUAAAUAUAUGUAAAACCUUAACAUUUAAAUACAAAAUUUUAACAUUAAUAUCAGCUGUUUUUCCUGUUUAUAAUUAAAAAAAAAAACCCAAAAUUUUAUACAAAAAAAAUAAAUAUAUAUCUGUGAUAUCUCAGAGAAGCAUAUUUUAUACCUCAUAAUUAAUUCAUCACAAUAUUAUAUCGUCAUUUAGCCCAGCCUUAAUGUUUUUCAUCUGAGCUUUAUUCAGAAGCUUCAUUUAAAAAAAAGAGAUGAUAUAAAAUAUUAUAUUUCAUACAGUUUAUGAAAUGGUACGAAAAAAGCAAAUUACAAAAAAUUUAGUCUUGAAAUGUCUUGAAUUUUUGCGUUUUCAGUUCGGUGCAUCGCUAUUUUAAACCAUUUCCAAACAGUUUAGCACUUAUGCAGUAUACUACUUCAUAUUUGAUCUACUUUAUAGUUAUUUUAGUUCUUUAUAGUUCUAUAGUUUGGUAUUUCAGCUGAUGGCCCUGAUUAUUUUUACGACCUUUCUGUUAGAGAAUUGUUCUGUGGUAUGAAACAAGCAAUAUAUAUAUUUUCUGAAAGAAAGUCACUUCAGAAAGGUCAGGGCUUAAAUGAGGCGAAUACUGAAUUUUCUAUGUUGCAUUUUAACACAAGUGCCUUCUAGGGAUUUUUAUGUACAAGAUAUUAUUACAUCACUAAUUUAUGCAAAUGUUACUCGUAACCGCAACCAACUGGACGACGUUAGUGCAGAAUCCGUCAGGGAUUUCUUUCAGAUUAAAUUCCUCAUUUUACACGGUCGGUGAUGGCGGUGAGCGGUUGUUGCCGUUCCUGUUUUCUGAUCGUUUUACAGUUAUAGGUUUAUGACUACAGUGUAAAUAUUUAUUAUCUGGGAAUUUUUUUGAGCAUUAUAUAAUCAAAUAAGCUAAUCAGAGUGAAAUUCUUUCAUGCUAAUAUUGAUUAAGAAUAUUGAUUCAUAUCGAGAACUGAUUCUGUAAUAAGAUAGUGACACAUCUGUGCACAUUUACUUCAGCGCAACACGGAAAUCCUUCUAGGAAAUUCCGUUCACUCAGCAGCCAUCUUGUUUUUUGGUUUUUUUUUUCAGUCCUAACAGAAAAGAUCAUAUCUACUUGACCAUACAAAGAUCAUAUCUACUUGAACAAACCAGAAACACAUCAGAUGACACUUCAGACACAGAUUUCAAAUAGCUGUUAAAAUCUGACUAAAUGGCGUAAAUGUACGGCUUAUAACACGUUUUAAAAAAGCGUGCAUGCACUUUUCUCCGUAACGAACGCAGCAAAGCUGUUUCUGUGUAAGAAUCUGAUAGGCUACGCGUUUUAUGCUAACCUCUUACCCAACAAUUGGGCGAUUGGAUAUUUUUACUGAAGGGCGGGACUUGUGUAAUUCAGCCGCCAUUUUGAGUGUUACACAGUGAGACUUUUCCUGUGACUUUUACUCAAAGGUGGUGGUUAUAAAGCUUCUUAAAUCUUUCCUGACAACUGACAUAACCCUACAUAAACUUUUAUAAAGACUUAUUCCAACAGACGUCACCUGCAGGACUGCAUUUGUCGACUUAAAUGUCAUAAAUCACCUUCAGAUGAUAUAAUGACGAAAUGUAUAUUAUAUUAACUAACUAUGUAUAUAGUUACACUUUUGGUAACUUUCAAUAAAGGUCAUAUCUCUAAUAAACUAUGAACAUGUUCAUUACAUGUUAUAACGCAUUCAUAAGGUAUUAUACACCUUGUUAAAAUUAUUGCUGGAGAUGCAUUACACUUUAUAGCUAUCUUUAUUAAUCAUUACGCAUCGUUAACACAAUGCAUUAUUAUAAAAAUAGUGUUCAUAGUGUUCACUAAAUGCACAUGCCCCACUUUGCAUAGUGCAUUAUGAGAAGAUUUAAUGGCGUUAUGAUGUUUUAUAAUGCAUACGUUUUAACAUUUUAUAAAUGCAUUAUAAACAGUGCUACAAACUGUAAUGCCUUUUCAUAAAUAACUAUAAUGUUGAAUAUAAUGCUUUAUUAAUGCAUUAUAACAUUGUGAAUGUUUUUGUACGUCGUUAUACAUAUGGCCUUCAUAGAAAGAGAUUUAAUACAUUUAAACUGACUUUACUAAAGUGCCAGGAAUAAAAAUAUAUGUGUAUAUAUAUAUAUAUCUGUCAUUAAGGUGUCAUAGAAUUAUUAUAACAUUUCAAAACAAUCUUUAUAAAUAAAUAGUAUAACAAAAGCAUAUUUAUUAAAAAUCACAAAUAUAGCAGUCACUUGUCAUGACAUUCUGAUGUAAAGUGUUAUUACA
Messenger RNA from Pangasianodon hypophthalmus (striped catfish), 5212 nucleotides. It is a transcript of the gene paqr6, whose product is annotated as progestin and adipoQ receptor family member VI. The transcript has 8 exons. The coding region runs from base 857 to 1972 and encodes 371 amino acids. NCBI's taxonomy places the organism in Eukaryota, Metazoa, Chordata, Actinopteri, Siluriformes, Pangasiidae. The record is from RefSeq and is a predicted model, not a curated record. Gene Ontology annotation, cellular component: membrane. Gene Ontology annotation, molecular function: signaling receptor activity.